Saccharomycopsis crataegensis is the source of this 639-nucleotide messenger RNA. RefSeq names its product clathrin light chain CLC1 (gene CLC1). Gene Ontology annotation, biological process: intracellular protein transport; clathrin-dependent endocytosis. The transcript has a single exon. Gene Ontology annotation, cellular component: plasma membrane; clathrin coat of trans-Golgi network vesicle; clathrin coat of coated pit. Bases 1 to 639 code for a protein of 212 amino acids. The record is from RefSeq and is a predicted model, not a curated record. NCBI's taxonomy places the organism in Eukaryota, Fungi, Ascomycota, Saccharomycetes, Ascoideales, Saccharomycopsidaceae. Gene Ontology annotation, molecular function: clathrin heavy chain binding; structural molecule activity.
AUGGCUGAGAAAUUCCCACCAAUCGAGAACCUCGACAUAAACGACGACCCAGAAGGCGACUUUCUUUCCAGAGAAAAAGCGGCGCUUGGCGACGAGUUCGCCACAGAAGAUGAUCAAAAGAUCUUGGAAGGUGACAAUGACGACGACGAAAUAUCACAGUUCCAAUCGCAGUUCCCCGAUGUCAAUGAACCUGCUGCUGCUGCUAGUGUUGAAUACGGUGCUGAUGAUACUUCCAAUAGCGACAUUUUUGUAGCCAAUGAAGCCAGUGAGGAAUCAGAACCAAUAAAGAAGUGGAGAGCCAAGCGUGAGUCGGAAAUCGAUGAAAAGGACAAGAUCAGCGCAGCCAGACACGAGGAAAUUGUCACCGAGGCCCGUGGAUUGAUCGAUCAAUUUUAUGAAGACUACAAUUCCAAGAAAGAAGUGAAGAUCAACCAGGUCAAAGACGAAGAAGCAGCGUUCAUUUCCAAAAGAGACGAUUUUUUCAAGAACGAUUUGAGCAUUUGGGAUAGAAGUAUCAAAUUGAUUGACCUUAAGAAAACAUCGGGGUCGACUGACAAUGGCAGAGAUAAGACCAAGUUUAAGGAAUUGUUGUUGUCGUUGAAAGGGAAAGCCGAUGCCCCAGGUGCUGCUGGGUAUUGA